GGGAUGUGGCUUUACCUGGCUCAGGUAUCAGGGUUGGGUCUGUUAUAAAUAAAUGCAGCUGGGAAACGUGCACAGAAACGACGUUACGCUUUUCUUUACAAACAAGAGACACUGGAAUAUCAUGCGGUUCAUCUUCAUCAUCGUCCUGCUGGGCUUCAUCUGUCUCACAUCGGCUCAAGAUGAAGACUGCUGUGAGCUGUUCGUCUAUAGAGCUAGAAUGUCCAUACAGGAAAGAGUGACCAGCUACAGAAUACAGGAGUUUGAGGGACCACACUGUUUCAGUGGUGUUGUCUUCAAAUGGGAUUUUGGAGAGUUUUGCAGUGACCCUAGACUUCAAUGGGUCCAAGAUCUCAUGAAGAGGGUGGAUGGACUGUCAGAAGGGUCGUCUGUGAGGAGGAAUGUGCGCAGUGCAUCCAGGCGAUCUGAGCGGUCGCUUGAGGAGGAACAACAUCCUAAACCUGUCAGACAUUUAAUGCCUCAACAUAUCGGAAAUACCAGGGCUAUCAGGGUUGGACCUAUCAGGCCAAAACCUGUCAAGCCUCAACCUAUCAGGCCAAAACCUAUCAAGCCUCAACCUAUCAGACCAAAACCUGUCAAGCCUCAACCUAUCAGACCAAAACCUGUCAAGCCUCAACCUAUAAGGCCAAAACCUAUCAAGCCUCAACCUAUCAGACCAAAACCUAUCAAGCCUCAACCUAUCAGACCAAAACCUAUCAAGCCUCAACCUAUCAGGCCAAAACCUGUCAAGCCAAUCAAACCCAGUCUUAUCAGGCCUUAAAAGGUUCCUGUUCCUGACUAUUGCUCCUCAGUUUUGUGGCUCUAAAUGUAUUGUGGUUAAUUGUUUUAUAUAAUUUGUGUAUUCAAUUUUCUGUAUAUGCUGGUUAUUAAAAAUGUCUAUAUGAAAUAACAUAUGUUUUUUCUUGGGUUUGUUUUUUUUUUUUUUUUUUUUAGGGAGUACCACAGCUAACAGGGAACAUUCUCAGAACUUUGG
Megalobrama amblycephala (Wuchang bream) is the source of this 991-nucleotide messenger RNA. Its product is annotated as actin cytoskeleton-regulatory complex protein PAN1-like. Gene Ontology annotation, biological process: immune response. The coding region runs from base 53 to 778 and encodes 241 amino acids. The transcript is spliced from 4 exons. Gene Ontology annotation, molecular function: chemokine activity. Gene Ontology annotation, cellular component: extracellular region. The record is from RefSeq and is a predicted model, not a curated record. NCBI's taxonomy places the organism in Eukaryota, Metazoa, Chordata, Actinopteri, Cypriniformes, Xenocyprididae.